Molecule: messenger RNA, 2607 nt
Organism: Polypterus senegalus (gray bichir)
Lineage: Eukaryota; Metazoa; Chordata; Cladistia; Polypteriformes; Polypteridae
Product: kelch-like protein 9
Exons: 6
Coding region: 39-1853 (604 amino acids)
Molecular function (GO): protein binding
Source: RefSeq, a predicted model, not a curated record
UCCUUCCAUGUGUUUAACAGCAGCACUUACGAAGUAACAUGGUUUCUCGUGAUGAAAUGGGGAAGCACUGUCUGUACAGUCAGGACUUUCCAACAGCAUUGCAGCUCGGAUUGCGGGAACUGUGGGAGGCUAAUUGUCUCUGUGAUAUUCGACUUGUGGCGGAAAAUGAGACGUUCGCAGCGCAUAAGUCCGUGUUGGCGGCCGCGAGCUCGUAUUUCAGGAUUAUGUUUACCGCGGACAUGCGGGAGAAGCAUAUGGGCGCAGUAGAGCUGAAGGGAGUCACGGCGUCGGGACUGAAGGUGGCCCUGCAUUUCAUGUACACGUCGCAGCUGAGCGCAGACCCGAGCAGCCUGGAGGACGUGCUGCUCACGGCGACAUACUUGCAGAUCGCGCAGCUCACGGAGUGCUGCGCCCGACUGCUGCAGGGAGCUCUGGAGACGGACAACUUCUUGACGAUUCUCACGCUGUCCGAAAAGUACGACUUGCUUCCUUUGAAGGAGGCGUGCUUGUCAUUCAUUUCCCAAAACCUACAUGUCAUUUUAGAAAGGCACGAGCUGUCAUUGCUUCGGCUGGACGCCUGUUCGUUGUUGGCACUACUGCAGAGAGACGAUAUUAGCCCCCGAAUGAACGAAAGAGCCAUUAUGUCUCUAGCUUGGAGGUGGCUGAGCCAUGAUCUGGAGAAUCGUCUUCCUUAUUUGGAUUGUCUUGUCGAUAGUGUCCGCCUUGGCUUAAUUUUCCCACCGGGAUAUAACUUUGAAGACAGCGGUGGAAAUGACGACGUCGCGCUUUUGAAGUUGUUCCCCGGAGCGGAGAGUUACAUCAGCGUGCUAUCGGGCCCAGCAGUGAGACACGAAGAAGAGGGUCCAUUUAAAAACUGGUUCAGGAUAAGAUCAACGCGCAAGGGGGUCCUGGCCACGUGUGGCAAAACUAACGGGAGCCAGGGCUGCCAAGAAAUAAUGAUUCUGACAAAUGAUGAGGAUAUUGAGCACAAUUCCUGGAGAACUAUUACACAGGCAGAGGCAAAAUACAAUCACUGUUCACUGGUACUUGAUGACUACUUGUAUAUUAUAGGGGGGCAGAAUUCCUUGCAGAGUGGUAGUCAUGAGGAAGAGGCUACAGCAUCUGUACACCGUUAUGACCCUCGUUUUAACCAGUGGGCACGCCUUACAGACAUGAAUGUACGCCGUCGACGAUUUCAUUGCAGUGCUCUGCAUGGUCACAUUUACGCAGUAGGAGGCAGAGGAGAAGGUGGGAUAUUGUUUUCAGCUGAACGCUACAGUCUUACUGAGAAUAAGUGGACAUACAUUAAGACUUUGCCUUGUCCACUCUCUAGCCAUGCUGGAACGGUGCACCAGAACAAGCUCUAUGUAUCUGGUGGCUCAUCAGGGGAAAUUUUUUCAAACUCCGUAUACAGAUAUAGUGAACAAGAAAAUAAGUGGGAAGUGCUCUCACCACUUCGGUAUGCUCGUGGCUUCCAUAGCAUGACUUCUGCUGGAGAUAAGAUAUAUGUUAUUGGUGGAGUUUUGAUUAUAAGAACAAAUAGACAGAGUCGCUCCUACUCUGAUGUCAAAGUAACCGAAUGUUAUUGUCCUUCAACAAACCAAUGGACGGAGCUAUCCCCUCUACCUGUGGGACACAGUCAACAUGGUGCCACUGUCUUAGACAAUAUGAUUUAUAUAAUAGGGGGCUUCUCCUGGUGGUAUGAAGGUUUUCUUAGCAGUGUUCAUGUGUACAACUGUGAAAACGAUACAUGGGAAGCAGGCCCUGACCUGCCAAGACCUCUAGUUGGACUUUCUAGUGGAACGCUUCUCCUCCCACAUUACCAUAAUGACAAUGUCACAGCACCUUCAUAAAGUCACAGACAUCACUGCAGAAACAAACCUAAGACACCUCUUAAGAAAGAGAGAAAGGAAGCAUGUGAUGGUGAAGUGCACAACUCCACGAUCUCAGUCUUAAGUAAAAUGUCAGCAAAAUGAGAAUUGAACUCUUCACCAAGACCCCCAGUGACCUGACCCAAAAUGUUUUGAAAUUUACACAAUGUUUUUACUUCUUGUUCUGCCAUGUCAAUUCGAUUCAGUUGUUAAUACUAAUUAUGACUGUGACCACUAGAUGACACUAAAUCAACAUUUUGAUAUAACGAUUUCACAAGCUAGCUGUUGUAUACCAGUGGAGAUUAGUGUUAGGCAGGUGAAGAGUUUGUAUCUGUAUAUGAACAGAUUACUUUAAGUGUCUUUAGAAUCUCUUAAGACGUCUGUAUACAUCCGGAAGUUUGCAAGACUUGGUGAGCUAGUGUAACAAAUAUUUAAAAACAUUUAAACAAGUCAGAAUUCUUCAAAGUACAAUAUUCUAAAUGUUACAGAUCUGCCACGUCCAAAAAGAAAAAUCCAGCAAUUCAGGGUAAGGGUGGAUAAAGGGCUCCAGCGAAACACACACAUUUGAGCAUUCACAUAGUGAUUUAUAAAACACUGCAAAGGUACGGUUAUAAACCAGUCAAGUCAUUCAUUCUUUCUUUGAUUUACCAAAGCUACACUGAAACAUUUGGUCAAACCUUUCUUUGGUUAUAAAUGUAUUUUGUAAUAUUUAAAAAUUAAAAAAUGGAAGCUUUCA